Molecule: messenger RNA, 273 nt
Organism: Anopheles marshallii
Lineage: Eukaryota; Metazoa; Arthropoda; Insecta; Diptera; Culicidae
Gene: COX7A
Product: cytochrome c oxidase subunit 7A, mitochondrial
Exons: 3
Coding region: 1-273 (90 amino acids)
Biological process (GO): regulation of oxidative phosphorylation; mitochondrial electron transport, cytochrome c to oxygen; mitochondrial respirasome assembly
Source: RefSeq, a predicted model, not a curated record
AUGAGUUACAAGAACAUUGCUCGAUUGGUGUUGCAAAACAACCGCCAGUUCUCCCGCACCGCAACGGCAUCGUCCGGUGAGGUUGCCGAGGGCUACAAGCAGCUGAAACACAUUCAAGAGAAGUUUCAGAAACCGGAUGGAAAGCCCGUCUUCCUGAAGGGUGGCCCGAUGGAUAAUGUGCUCUUCGGCGUGACGGUUGCUCUCAGCCUGGUUGGUCUGGCCGGUAUCGGAAAGCUGUUCUACGAGCUAAGCUACCCGAAGAAGGACGAAUAA